AUGAAUGUUGAAAGAUUCGAGUAUCUCCUGAGUUUGGUUGGUCCACUGAUAAAGAAGCGAGAAAUGUAUACUGCUAUUUCACCUACUCAAAGGCUUGCUAUGGCAUUGAGAUUCUUGGCAGCAGGAGACAGUCAGUAUACUCAGAGCUUUUUGUAUCGAUGUGGCCAGAGCACUGUCUCUCAGAUCUUGGCCGAAACCACUCGAGCACUUGACAGUGUGUUGAAGAUUGUGUUUGUGAAACCUCCAGCAAAUGAAGCGGAGUGGCGUGAGGUGGCUGCUGGAUUUUGGGAAGAGUGGCAGUUUCCCCAUUGUGUGGGGGCCAUUGAUGAAAAGCACAUUCAAAUACAGGCUCCACAAACUUCCGAAAGUAUUUACUUCAAUUAUAAGAAGACAUUUCGCAUGGUUUUGUUGGCAGUUUGUGAUGUACACUACAACUUCAUCAUGCUGGAUGUAGGAGUAGAAGGAACUGAUAUUGAUAUGCCCUACUUCCUUGUAGGAGAUGCAGCUUUCCCUCUGAAGCCUUUCCUGAUGAAACCCUAUGGCGAGCGCAACAUACCCCAUGAUCAAUCUAUAUAUAACUUUAGGUUGAGCAGAGCAAGGAGGGUGAUUGAAAAUGCCUUUGGUAUUUUAGCAGCUCGUUGGAGGAUUUUUCGUCACCCUAUUAUUGCUACAGAAGACAAUGUGGAAAGCAUCAUUGAAUGUGCUGUUUGCCUUCACAAUUUUAUCCGCAAGACAGGCGAUAGGAAACUCAACCUGGAGUACUGCCCCCCUUCUUUUAUGGAUCUUGAAUUGCCAACUGGCAAACUGGUAGAGGGAGAAUGGCAUGAUAUUGUCGCUGGGGAGAAUAGAGCCAUCAUUAAUGAUCUACGGAUGGGUGCAAGAAAUGCUGCUCUUGGAGUUUUACAACAGAGAAAUGCUUUGAAGGAAUUUGUGAAUGGGCCUGGGGCUAUGCGCCAUCAAGAUACCAUUGUGAGGAUCCGGCAAGGAAUUAUCCCUCCUCAGGAUCUACGCUUACUGUAG
Messenger RNA from Formica exsecta, 1020 nucleotides. RefSeq names its product protein ANTAGONIST OF LIKE HETEROCHROMATIN PROTEIN 1-like. The transcript has 4 exons. Bases 1 to 1020 code for a protein of 339 amino acids. The record is from RefSeq and is a predicted model, not a curated record. Lineage: Eukaryota; Metazoa; Arthropoda; Insecta; Hymenoptera; Formicidae.